AUGAAUCGGAUGUCCAGUUUCCUCUUUUGCUUACUGGUGCUGCUGAUGCAAGUUUGCUCUUAUCUUGAAGUUGCUGCCAAUGAAGAUCCCCAGACACCUGGAUCAUGUGCAAAUUGGAUGGGAGGAGCACCAGGUUAUCCAGGUCACAAUGGAGUGCCAGGAAGAGAUGGAAGAGAUGGGCAGAAUGGCCAAAAGGGGGAUAAAGGCGAGCAAGGUACACCUGGCUCUAAAGGGGACAGUGGAAAUAUAGGAGCAUCUGGUACUGCAGGCCUUAUAGGACCUCCAGGUCCUCCGGGAUAUCCAGGACUGAAAGGGGAAAAGGGUGAAAGUGCCUCCAGUUAUCGAUCUGCCUUCAGUGUCGGCCUAACAACCAGAGUCCCCCACCCCAACAUUCCUAUCAAGUUUUCAAAGAUCCUGUACAAUGAGCAAAAUCAUUACGAUCCAACCACAGGGAAGUUCCGGUGCAGCAUUCCAGGAAUGUACUAUUUUGCAUAUCAUCUCACUGUGUACCUAGCAGAUGUUAAAGUGAGCUUGUUCAAGGGUGGCAAGCCAGUCAUAAUCACUUUUGAUCAGUAUCAGAAAAACAAUGUUGACCAGGCAUCUGGUUCUGUUUUGCUCCAUGUAGAAACUGGGGAAGAAGUUUGGCUUCAAGUUUAUGGAGAAGAAGAAAACAAUGGUAUCUAUGCUGAUAAUGUUAAUGAUUCUACUUUCAUGGGAUUUUUGAUCUACCCAGACUUAGAUUAUGAGCAUUAGACUGUGAGGAAUGAAUAGGAGAGAAUACUUUUGGAGA
Molecule: messenger RNA, 790 nt
Organism: Euleptes europaea (tarantolino)
Lineage: Eukaryota; Metazoa; Chordata; Lepidosauria; Squamata; Sphaerodactylidae
Gene: ADIPOQ
Product: adiponectin, C1Q and collagen domain containing
Exons: 2
Coding region: 1-753 (250 amino acids)
Molecular function (GO): protein binding
Source: RefSeq, a predicted model, not a curated record